GAACUGGGGCAAACGGAGGGGCUUUUCGACACCCGUAUUAUCAUUCUAGUAUAAGGGUCAUACUUUCCUAUUUACACGAUCACAAGAAAUGUCGUAGGAAUGUAGCAGUGAGUGAGGCUGAUGGACGCAGGAUGCAGCGCGUCUAUUGGCUGGUUAAACUCCAGCGCGUCCGAUUGGCCUGAGACAAACUUUAGGGGUGAUGAUGGAUCGAGGAGGAGCAGGACGUGGGAACUCUUACUUGUGAACCUUCAGCAGUCUGAACAGGUCGGGAUUAACUAUGUCUGUGAACUGACCCCGGGCCGUUGCAUGGGUGCCUUCGCUGCAUUCCACUGAACCCGUGAACUAGCCAUUUUUUUUACGCGUGAGUAUAUUUACUGGCACGGGAAGCAUGCACCUUGCGCUUCUGCUGACGCUGGGUUUCGGGUUCGCGUUUGCAUGCCAGCUACCCAGCGAGUGGCGACCCCUGAGCGAGGGUUGUCGGGCUGAACUUGCCGAGAUCAUCGUGUACGCCAAGGUGUUGGCCAUCCACGAGGAGCCGUACGCGUCCAGUCUGUACAAUUACCUGCCGUACCAGAGGCACGAGCGCGCGGAGGACGCGCUCCUGUACGCGGCGGAGGUGGAGUUGCUAUGCGACCAGGCGUGGGGAAGCAUGCUGGAGGUGCCCGCGGGCUCGCGCCUCAACCUCACGGGACUCGGGUACUUCAGCUGUCAGUCACACACCGUGAUGGAAAACAACUCCUACAUAUUCUUCCUUAGAAUGGAUGAAAACUACAACAUCCUCCCUCAUGGAGUUAACUUCCAGGACGCCAUAUUCCCAGACACGCUGGAUAACAGACGCCUGUUUUCCAGCCUCUUCCAGUUCUCAAACUGCUCUGCUGGACAGACGGUGCACAACUUUAAUAGUGAUUGGGAGAGCCAGGAAGACAGCAGGCUGCUGUGUUCCUCCGUGCAGAAGGUGUUGUUCGAAGAGGAGGAGCGGGUUGGACAGCUCCAGGAGCGCGUGGCCGAGCUGGAGAGGAAGAAUAAACAGUUAAAAGAACGAGUGGGGAAACUGAGGCAUUCCCUGAGGAAAGCCCGGAAGGUGUCCCGCCGCGCAGAACGGGAACGCCAGGAGCUCCAAGAGCUCGUGAAGACAGCGGAGAGACGUGCAGGACUUCACCUCAAUGCUAUUCCACCCCAACACACCCCUCCACACCACAGAUACACACAUGGACUGUGAACUCAUCACACAAACACCUUCACACACAGAAAACAAGUGGUUCUCUUACUCUAUAUUUUUAUCUUGUUUUUCAGGAUAUCUUAAAAAGAUACGUUUACUUGAGAAGCAAGAUGACAUGAAAAAAUUUGUCUUGUAUUCUGAUAAA
Messenger RNA from Pimephales promelas (fathead minnow), 1364 nucleotides. Lineage: Eukaryota; Metazoa; Chordata; Actinopteri; Cypriniformes; Leuciscidae. The record is from RefSeq and is a predicted model, not a curated record.